This is a messenger RNA of Cadophora gregata, 1056 nucleotides long. RefSeq lists its product as uncharacterized. Lineage: Eukaryota; Fungi; Ascomycota; Leotiomycetes; Helotiales; Ploettnerulaceae. Bases 1 to 1056 code for a protein of 351 amino acids. Gene Ontology annotation, molecular function: protein binding. The transcript has a single exon. The record is from RefSeq and is a predicted model, not a curated record.
AUGGGCUACGGCGUAUCAAGAUCUUCUGCAAGCUGCAAGAGCGAAGUUCCGAGGGUAAAUACUCCAUCUCUUGAGAGGUCGCCGUUCAGGCUGCUACCGAACGAGCUCAUCCACCACAUCGCCGCCUUCCUCCCUCGUGACGCAGUCGCAUCCUUUGCUCUCAGCUGCCAGUCUCUACGUCUCACCCUCCCAAAUUCAAGCUUCAAGCUGCCAUGGGAGAACAAACUCACUUUCUUACAGUUACUGGAACGGGAUCUACCUGGCCACAUUAUAUGCCGGCAUUGUACCAAGCUUCAUGCGAUGGAGAAAGCAGAUUUAUAUCUCCUAACUAGAAAUAUGCGUUAUCCUUACUCAAGAUGUAGGUGGGAGCAGAUGUGGAGUAACAUUGACUGGUAUUUUCAUAAGGGAUUUUCGACCGUUGUCUUCGAGAUGGCGGUAAAGCAACAUCAGCAAAGGCUCGAUUGUUCCAAGCUGCUUGAAUUGCUGUCUUCCGAAGCCAGAAUUUGUCAGAAAGAGGGAUAUGUUGAGCGACAUAGCGCUUUUGCUCGUGUUGUUGGAGGCUGUUUGCUCAUUCGAGACCAAAGGGUGUGCCUCAUGCCGAAUACCAACGAGGAGCCGCUUCCAAGGAACGCGAGGUUCAUCAUCUGCCCGCACUUCACGUUGACAAUGCACUCUAUGGAGAGAUUAGAUCGUAUGGCGGAUCAGUUCGGCAGGCCAGACGGAUCCGAUCUACAAGCUUCUCGAAUGGGGACAGGUCUAAUUCCAUGCCGAUAUUGCCAUACAGAGUUUCAAGUCGUCUUCAGAUCAUUUGGGGAGGCUGGUAGGGGUGUAUCAAUAACGACAUGGAAAGAUGUCGGUGGUUCGCUAUUAGAUGAUAAAUGGCGUGGCCAUAUUGGAUCAGAGGUGGAUAUGGUCCCGUUCGAUCGAGGUUCCAUCUGUACAGCUUUUCAGAAUGAGGACUUCCGUUUGAUCAAGCCUGGUUGGCCCUUGGAUUCUGAAGUACGGAAGAUGAUGUUGAAGGGAAAGUCAUCUAGGAGGAGCAAAAUCUUCCAGUAG